UUUCCUAACGGGCGCUACUGUUUUCCUCUUUUCUUACGCUCCACACCUGUGCAAUACUCCCCAAGUGGACAUCGCGGGUACGCUAAGAUUCAGGCCAGCCCAGGAAACCACCUAUCGGGAGACGUAACGCAACGCUUGGGCAACUAAUAAGCCUAGAUUCAUACAACGUACCUCGACUCUUCACUUCGCAAGAUACCGGGCCGUCACUUGGCUUUCUACACUGCUUUUCCCGACCCGGUUCAAACUCUACGAAUACAUAAACAUGAAGGACCCCAUCGCUAGGACGCGUUCCCCCUAUGUCGAUCCAACAGUCAAAGGUCCCAAGUCACAGAUCUUAACCGAAGGAUAUCAGUCAGACUUUCGCAAGAUGUAUCCCUCCAACGUCAACAAGACCCCUCUUCACCCUGGCGGUGUUGCGCCGCACCAGGAACACACCGAGCUUGAGGAGGAGCUCCUUGAGACCGCGCACAUCGACUACAACCGAGUUUCCAUUAUUCCUAAUGCCUCCGUGCCCGCGCUCUAUGAAGAUGCUCUUGUCUACGAGACUGGCUCAGCCAUCACAUCUACCGGUGCCUUGACAGCAUACUCAGGCAAGAAGACGGGCCGGUCACCACUGGACAAGCGUAUCGUCGAGGAAGAUUCAUCCAAGAAUGACAUCUGGUGGGGACCUGUCAACAAGCCCAUGUCACCCGAGGUCUGGAAGAUCAACCGCGAGCGAGCGAUUGACUACCUUAAUACAAGAAACCGCAUCUACGUCGUGGAUGGCUACGCAGGAUGGGAUGAGAAGUACAGGAUCCGCGUGCGCGUCAUUUGCGCGCGUGCCUACCACGCUCUCUUCAUGAGGAACAUGCUCAUUCGCCCUUCCCGGGAAGAGCUCGCCCACUUCCACCCCGACUACACCAUCUACAACGCCGGUUCCUUCCCCGCGAACCGCUACACCACCGGCAUGACCUCGGCCACUUCAGUAGCCAUCAACUUCGCCGAGAAGGAGAUGGUCAUCCUCGGCACCGAGUACGCCGGCGAGAUGAAGAAGGGCAUUUUCACCGUCCUGUUUUACGAGAUGCCCGUCAAGCACAACGUCCUGACCCUGCACUCUUCGGCCAACGAGGGCAAGGACGGCGAUGUCACCCUCUUCUUCGGUUUGUCCGGCACCGGCAAGACCACCCUGUCUGCCGACCCCCAGCGUUCUCUCAUCGGCGACGACGAACACUGCUGGAGCGACAACGGCGUCUUCAAUAUUGAGGGCGGCUGCUAUGCCAAGACCAUUGGCCUGUCGGCCGAGAAGGAGCCCGACAUUUUCGGCGCCAUCCGCUUCGGCUCCGUCCUCGAGAACGUCGUCUUCGACCCGGAGACUCGUGUCGUUGACUACGACGACUGCACCCUCACCGAGAACACCCGAUGCGCCUACCCCAUCGAGUACAUCAACAACGCCAAGAUCCCCUGCAAGUCCGACUCGCAUCCCACCAACAUCAUCCUCCUCACCUGCGACGCCCGCGGCGUUCUCCCGCCCAUCUCCAAGCUCAACAGCGCCCAGACCAUGUUCCACUUCAUCUCCGGCUACACCUCCAAGAUGGCCGGCACCGAAGACGGCGUCAACGAGCCCCAGGCCACCUUCUCCUCCUGCUUCGCCCAGCCGUUCCUCGCCCUCCAUCCUAUGCGCUAUGCCAAGAUGCUGGCCGACAAGAUCGAGCAACACCAGGCCAACGCCUGGCUCCUCAACACCGGUUGGGUCGGCGCCGGUUUCGCCCAGGGCGGCAAGCGGUGCCCGCUCAAGUACACCCGCGCCAUCCUCGACGCCAUCCACUCGGGCGAGCUCGCCAACGUCGAGUACGAGAACUACGAGGUCUUCAACCUCCAGGUCCCCACGACCUGCCCCAACGUCCCCGCGGAGCUGCUCAACCCCAGAAAGGCCUGGACCGCCGGCACUGAGAGCUUCGAGAACGAGGUCAGGAAACUCGGCGGCCUCUUUGUCGAAAACUUCAAGAAGUACGAGAGCGAGGCGACCGAGGAGGUCAUCAAGGCCGGCCCCGUCUUGUAAAAGAAAGAGAAAAAAAAAAUUGAUUGACAGGCAUGUGUGAUGUGGGACCCCAAAAAAUUGCAUCAUUCCUCUUGCCCUUAUUCCUUUUUGUUCCAGCCUUUUUUGCGCAUAGGUUAUGGGCUCAUGGUCAGGAUUAUCAUCGCAAUUUUUCGCGAUUGCUUUUUUCUUCUUCUUUUUUCUUCUUCAUCAACUGUUUAUUCAAAAAGAAAGGGGGGCACAUGGAAAUCAACCUGCACGCCUGAAGAAACAUGGCGAUAUGUGCUAGGUGUCUAAUGGAAUCGCGGCCUGGGUAGGGCUGCAUGAGAAUCGGAGAUUCAUGAAGUUUAUAGGACAACGAAUUGAAGGGGCUGGGAUAUACCCCGCGCCGUAGGACUAGAAGAAUGAAAGUGCCUCGCUUCGC
Molecule: messenger RNA, 2438 nt
Organism: Sodiomyces alkalinus F11
Lineage: Eukaryota; Fungi; Ascomycota; Sordariomycetes; Glomerellales; Plectosphaerellaceae
Product: phosphoenolpyruvate carboxykinase
Exons: 7
Coding region: 263-2038 (591 amino acids)
Biological process (GO): gluconeogenesis
Cellular component (GO): cytosol
Molecular function (GO): phosphoenolpyruvate carboxykinase (ATP) activity; ATP binding
Source: RefSeq, a predicted model, not a curated record